This is a messenger RNA of Westerdykella ornata, 977 nucleotides long. RefSeq names its product ClpP/crotonase. The coding region runs from base 405 to 914 and encodes 169 amino acids. The transcript has 2 exons. NCBI's taxonomy places the organism in Eukaryota, Fungi, Ascomycota, Dothideomycetes, Pleosporales, Sporormiaceae. The record is from RefSeq and is a predicted model, not a curated record.
AUUUGUGUAUGAAUGAGGAACAACAUGAAGGACAUACAGUGGCUUGAUAUUAUUUAAAAAAGUAUAAGAAUUCAGUAAAUCUCGAACCUCGAAUAUCAUCUAUCAAUAUGGACCCCGAACCCCACGCCGUGACAUACUCUCCUUCGCCCAGCGGCAUCACGACCAUCACGCUCAACCGCUCCGCCCGACGCAACGCCGUAGACCCUGCCACAGCCCAAAAGCUAUAUAAAGCUUUCCUUGACUUCGAAGCCGACCCUACACAAGAAGUUUGCGUCUUUCACGGCGCGAAUGGAACAUUUUGUGCGGGCGCUGAUCUCCAAGACGUGGCCGAGCGUGGAGGUUCUGGAGAUCCGCAUUUUGGGCCCGUUGAAGGGCGGAAUCUAGGGCCUAUGGGACCUUCACGGAUGCGGAUCGUCAAGCCCGUGAUAUGUGCGGUGAGUGGGUAUGCGGUUGCGGGAGGGCUGGAGCUGAGUUUGCUGGGGGAUAUGCGGGUCGCUGAGGAGGAUGCUGUUUUCGGUGUCUUCAGUCGCAGAUUCGGUGUUCCCUUGAUUGACGGCGGCACCGUACGGCUCCAAGCAAUCGUCGGUCUCGGACGAGCCUUGGACAUGAUCCUCACGGGACGACCCGUGAGCGCGCAAGAAGCCUUGUCAAUGGGUUUGGCGAACCGUGUUGUGCCUAAGGGAAAGGCUCUUGAAGAGGCGACAAAGAUUGCAGAGCAGCUCGUUAAGUUCCCACAGCUUUGUAUAAACAGGGACCGAGAUUCGUGCUACUAUGCGGCGUUUGAGGCGAAGAGUUUGGAAGAUGGACUACGGUAUGAGUUUGACAACGGGAUUGGCGUGGUGAAGGAGGAAGGAAUCGCGGGUGCGAAGAGGUACGCCGGAGGUCAGGGAAGAUCGGGAAACUUCAAACUCUAGAGAGUUGUGAUACGCGGAUCUAGCAGAAGAUGUGAACAGAUUCUAAACCAGGCGCGAUCGGCC